AUGGCAAACACUAUUUCGUCUAUUCCUACAUUGGACCUCAACGACGGUACCUCGGUCCCUGUCGUUGGAUAUGGUACUGGCACCGCGUGGUUUAAGAAGUCCGACACCGGUAUCAAUAAUGAACUGGUCGAAUCAAUCAAGACGGCAACGAAACUAGGAUACCACCACCUCGAUGGAGCUGAAAUCUACCAAACCGAGGAGGAAUUGGGACAGGCAAUCAAAGAGAGCGGGGUAUCUCGUGAGAAACUCAUCGUGACGACUAAGGUCCUCCCCAAUAUCGCCGAUAUUCCUCAGGCCAUUGAUACUAGUCUCAAGAAGCUCCAGCUUGACUAUGUGGAUCUUUACUUGAUCCAUGCUCCGUACUUUGCAAAGUCCAAGGAAGAGCUUCAAGCUGCCUGGGCUGCCAUGGAGCAAGUAAAGCAAUCUGGGAAAGCUCGGUCUAUUGGUGUGUCCAAUUUCCUACAAAGCGACUUGGAGACCAUUCUUGAAACCGCUAAAGUGGUACCAUCUGUGAAUCAAAUUGAGUUCCACCCUUACCUUCAACAUGGCAAUCUUGUUCCCUACCAAGAGGGUAAAGGUAUCAAGACUGUUAGUUAUGGAGGCCUCACCCCUGCCACCCGGGCACAGGGCGGGCCAUUAGACCCCCUGCUCUCUUCUUUGGCCACCAAAUAUGCAGUCAGCGAGUCCGAGAUCCUGUUACGCUGGAUCAUUGACCGUGGCUGUGUGUCUAUCACCACCAGUGGCAAAGAAGCCCGCCUAAACAGCUAUCUGCGCACAUUUACAUUCAAAUUGACCCCGCAAGAGGUUGACGAGAUCUCUAAGAUAGGGGAGCAGAAACAUUACCGUGCCUUCUGGCGUGAGAAAUUUGCAGAGGAUGAUCGUUCCUGA
Penicillium expansum is the source of this 888-nucleotide messenger RNA. Its product is annotated as aldo/keto reductase. Bases 1 to 888 code for a protein of 295 amino acids. The transcript has 3 exons. The record is from RefSeq and is a predicted model, not a curated record. Gene Ontology annotation, molecular function: oxidoreductase activity, acting on NAD(P)H as acceptor. Lineage: Eukaryota; Fungi; Ascomycota; Eurotiomycetes; Eurotiales; Aspergillaceae.